GUGGCAUUCACUCGCGUAGCAGUCGACAUGGUAGCCUACAUUCUUAUAGCUAUUGCCUCGCUUCUGGCCGCGGCAGAAGCAGGAACUGCGCCCUGCACUACCAUCACUGUGCCUGACUUCCUAACAGCUGACACGACUCACUGCUACGAUGAACAGCCUCUCGACAUCUGCACGCCAUACAAUGAAAACGACACGGAGAAAGUGCGCGAACAAAUCAACUGCACCAACUACGACGUUAAUUACAAGGUCCUCGCCCUGACAAUGGCGCUCGACACUUCCGUGGCGGCAACUCUCCCCGAAGAAGACCGCAACCAAAGUUACUCUGUUACAGAAUUCAUUGUGCAGUGGUGUUCCAACGGAUACGCUCUUCCGAGGUAUCUGUACAACUACACAUGCGAGGAGUACUUGGCUAUGGUGACAGUGACCUGCGACGCUCCGGUUACUUUGAGUGUUCCUGAUGUCAACGGCCUGGGGAAGUGCGCUGAGCGCAAUAAGAUCGCAAACCUCUGCAUGGAAGGAGACAGCCUCACUUGGCAAACUUUUGUUGAUCUGAUUAACCUGAUAAGGUGCGUCUACUUUAGCAUCAUACCAAUCCUUCCGUUUCCGGAGUAUUGAGAAAGGUGCGACCAGACGCUCGAAGAACGCGCAACACAUUGCGUCCUGCACAGCUGCAACCACACCCAUAUGUCGCAAAACUAAAUAAACUGCACAAAAAG
Molecule: messenger RNA, 716 nt
Organism: Rhipicephalus sanguineus (brown dog tick)
Lineage: Eukaryota; Metazoa; Arthropoda; Arachnida; Ixodida; Ixodidae
Exons: 9
Coding region: 28-615 (195 amino acids)
Source: RefSeq, a predicted model, not a curated record